Molecule: messenger RNA, 1272 nt
Organism: Trametes versicolor FP-101664 SS1
Lineage: Eukaryota; Fungi; Basidiomycota; Agaricomycetes; Polyporales; Polyporaceae
Exons: 2
Coding region: 1-1272 (423 amino acids)
Source: RefSeq, a predicted model, not a curated record
AUGGCUCACAUACCGCUUGAGAUUGUGGACCUCAUGCUCGGAAAUUUCACCCAUGACAUCGGAUCUUUCAACUUCUCCCAUCAAAGCCAAAGAACGCUCGCAUCCUGCGCUCUUGUCUGUCACUCUUGGAGACCAUUCGCCCAAAACCGACUUUUCGAGGAGCUGCGGCUGGACAUCCGAUUUGGCAGACCUCUCGACCAAUUGGUCACAUUUCUCGAGUCCUCGCCGCACAUAGCGACAGCCAUACGUUGCCUGUAUAUUUACUCCUACAAUCCCCGAUCCUCUCUGGCCGAUGACUACGAGAAAUCUCAUCCCGAAGACAAGCGCAAAGAGCUCCAGGUGUCCCCCGUCCUCCUCAUGAAAAUUGCGGCCCAGUUAUCCUCCAGCGCUCAUCUGAGAUUGGAGACAUUCACCCUGCUCGGCUGGCCCUCCGACACACCCCUUCCGACAGCACCUGUUCGACUACAUAUACUCGCGCUCUGCGGUCUGGUGUUCAAACCCUUUCUAAGCCCUGAGACGGCUUCUUUCGAUCUCACCAGCCUCUUCGAUCUUGACGAGAUCCACUUCGUAGGCGGAGGGAUGCGUGCCACGACGGACAUCGCUCGGAUACUCGACGUGCUCGUUCUCCCUGUCGCUACGCGCCCGGUCGCACGGAGCGUCCACUUCCUUGGCUCCGACUGCUUUGCGGCCAUUAAUAUCCGGUGCGGGGGCUUCGACCUUGGACAUCUCAAGAGCGUGGUGUUCUCCUUGAGAGACAUCGCCUCGUUGAAGUUCGCCUCCGUGCUGCUCCGUUUCCAGGGAGGCGGGAUACGCGAUGUCCACUUGAAAGUCUCUUAUGACAUCUCGGAUGCGCGGCAGGGAACCAGCCUCUGGGGCACUUUAGACAUAGCGGCGUGCACCCACCUCGAGUCUCUGUGUUUUGAGUGGCACCACGUGGGCACCGCAUACGGAGCGCUGGACCAAGACUUGAACGCAUGCGACAGGAUCACCGCCAUCCUCGCGUCCACGCCGCAGGGCCUCCGCAGGCUCACUUUCUUCCUGCCGUACGCGCAAACUCCGGAAACCCUGGGAGAUACCCUACAAUGCCUGGCUCCGCGGAUCGACCAGGCCGUCAGCAGGUUUCCGGGCUUGAAGACAAUUACUGUGAUGGCGACGCGAUCGUUUGCGGCGGAGGAGUGUAUGAAUGUCGUGCGAGGCACGCUCCCAACGAGGCUCUUGGAUAACGGGGUGCUGCAAAUUGAGCACAAGCCCUUUCGUUUCUGUAAGUUAUGA